This is a messenger RNA of Solanum lycopersicum (tomato), 1177 nucleotides long. RefSeq names its product tRNA-specific adenosine deaminase TAD2. The record is from RefSeq and is a predicted model, not a curated record. Gene Ontology annotation, biological process: tRNA wobble adenosine to inosine editing. Lineage: Eukaryota; Viridiplantae; Streptophyta; Magnoliopsida; Solanales; Solanaceae. Gene Ontology annotation, molecular function: zinc ion binding; tRNA-specific adenosine-34 deaminase activity.
UUGAUAAAUUGUCGCAUUGAGCCAUUUCUGUUCUAUUCAGAAAUUUUGAGUUUUUUUGUUCACUUGUUAAUCUGAAUUUGUUUCUAUGAAUUUUCUUGGUAGAUGGUUUAUGAUAUUGGGUGAACUUUAAUUCCACUUAUUUGGGAGGGGAAAAAAGUAUAGGCUGCACUAAAAUGAAUAGUGUCCACCAUCUGUUUGAUUAAUUGCCACAUUGAGACAUAUUGUCAUAUUCAGAAUGGUUUUUUUUACCUUCUAUGUUCUGUUUGAUGUGGAGAGUACAAGUGUUACGAACUUGAACCUUCAAACAAUUCAGAUGACGAGCUAUGUGAAAGAGACAUUUGAAUUUAUGAAGCUUGCUUUAGAACAGGCAAAUGAUGCAUUAGCCAAUCUUGAAGUUCCAGUUGGCUGUGUCUUUGUUGAGGAUGGGGAAGUCAUUGCCUCAGGAAGAAAUCGAACAACUGAAACAAGAAAUGCUACAAGACAUGCAGAGAUGGAAGCAAUUGAUUUUCUAGUUCAACAGUGGCAGAAAAAUGGACUUUCACCUCUUGAAGUUUCUGAAAGAUUCUCAAAGUGCACUCUGUAUGUCACCUGUGAGCCAUGUAUAAUGUGCGCAGCAGCCUUGUCAUAUCUUGGAAUAAAGGAGGCAUAUUAUGGAUGUGCAAAUGAUAAAUUUGGAGGCUGUGGAUCUGUACUAUCACUUCAUACCAGCAACUCUAAUCUUCCAACUAGUGAAUUAGCCUCAUCAAAAAAGGGUUUCAAAUGCACUGGGGGAAUAAUGGCUUCUGAAGCAGUUUCUCUUCUUCGGAGCUUCUAUGAGCAAGGAAAUCCAAAUGCACCAAAGCCUCACAGACCUCUAAAGCAGCAAGUAUAGAAGUAGCAAGUGUCAGUAUUCCUUCAACUUCUGGUACAAUUUGUUGGUUAUCAUCCAACAUUGGUACGGUUUUAUAUUAUUGAUUAUUUAUAAAUUAGUUCAAAUACUUUAUGAUUAUCGAUUGCUUUAAUAGGAAGGGGCAAGUGGCAAAAUAUUCGUAUUUGAGGCCACCAUUUAUGUCAUAGCUGAAUUUUAUAAAUUUUUGUAAGGUUAGUCAAGGCAUGCAAGACUAAAGUUGUAAGACAUUGUAAACUAAACUUGGCAUAUUGAUGUGCAAGCAAACUUUUGAUUUUUUUUUUCUUUGGA